Molecule: messenger RNA, 972 nt
Organism: Talaromyces amestolkiae
Lineage: Eukaryota; Fungi; Ascomycota; Eurotiomycetes; Eurotiales; Trichocomaceae
Exons: 3
Coding region: 1-972 (323 amino acids)
Biological process (GO): purine nucleobase biosynthetic process
Cellular component (GO): cytosol
Molecular function (GO): methylenetetrahydrofolate dehydrogenase (NADP+) activity; methylenetetrahydrofolate dehydrogenase (NAD+) activity
Source: RefSeq, a predicted model, not a curated record
AUGGCUGCAGAAGCACCUAGCUGCAAGGUCGUAUUGGCCAAAAACAUCGCCAAUGGCCUCCUACAAGAAGUGCACGACGGCCUCAAAACGCUAGGCAAGAAACCGCAUCUCGUCGGAUUUUUGGCCAACGCAGAUCCUGCUGCGCGCAUGUAUGCGGAUUGGACAGAGAAGACCUGCCACGAGAAUGGCUUCGAAUACMCCCGCCGCGACGUCGACAAAGAAGAAAUUGAAGAAGCCAUCCUAGCCGCCAACGCCGACGACUCGGUUGACGGCAUAAUCGUGUAUUACCCAAUCUUCAACAACCGCCAGGACCAGUAUCUGCAACAAAUCGUGGACGUAUCCAAGGAUGUCGAGGGGCUGAGUCAUCGCUAUGUGUUUAAUAUGUACCAAAACAUCCGAUUUUUGGAUGAGAAUGUCUCGACAGACAAAGGAAGUGGUGAAGGCGGAACUCAGAAAUCGAUCUUGCCAUGCACACCGCUUGCGAUUGUGAAGAUUCUGGAGUAUCUGAGGGUGUACAACACCAUCCUCCCCUACGGAAACAGGUUGCACGGACACACGAUCUGCGUCGUGAACAGAUCUGAAGUCGUCGGUCGACCACUCGCUGCCUUACUGGCUAAUGACGGCGCAUGCGUCUACAGCGUCGACGUCACAGGCGUCCAAAAAUUCACUCGCGGUGAAGGCCUGAAAAAGCGAAGACACGAGGUCGAGGAUAUGGAAGGCUGGACCAUCAAGGAUGCUGCGCCGUUGUGCGAUGUGGUUAUUACCGGUGUUCCUGGGGAUGGAUACAAAUUCGAUACAUCGUUGCUGAGAGGUGGAGCGGUAUGUAUUAAUUUUUCGAGUGAGAAGAAUUUCGGACCGGAAGUAAAGGAGAAGGCGUCUAUUUAUGUGCCGUCGAUUGGCAAAGUCACUAUCGUCGUGUUGUUGAGGAAUUUAUUGAGAAUUGUUCAGAACCGCGCGGUUUCGAAAGCAUAG